Molecule: messenger RNA, 1664 nt
Organism: Prorocentrum cordatum
Lineage: Eukaryota; Dinophyceae; Prorocentrales; Prorocentraceae
Source: the annotation of a GenBank genome assembly
AUGCGUGUGCUGGUGCAGUAUAAUGAUGAUCCGGGCUGGACACACGAAAGGUUGUUGCUGUGGCCGAACUCGUCCGAUCAGGCUUCGUGGGUGGUGUGCGCUGCUGGCAAUGACUUGAACACGGAGGUGCUCGAGGACUACAGCAUGAUUGCCCAGUGGACUGGGCGGGGUCGCUAUCCCGCUGGCGUUAGGAACGUGGUGGCGUUCCGUCGAGAGCUGCAGCUGGAGGAGACUGUCAGCCUGGUGAAGCGCGGCAGAGGCGAGGCGGCCCUCGAGCUCGGCGCGGCGAGCGCAGCCCAGACGGACUACGGCCCUGCGGGCCGCCCUGCGCUGCCGUUGGCCGACGGCGUGCCGCCGCCGCCUGGGCCCCCUGACGACCGGCCGCCCGGCUCCUGGGUGCUGGCGGCGUUGGCAGGCGGCGAGGAAUUCGGGUGCGAGGUCGAGCUCUCGGCGGCGGCGAUCCUGCGGGGGCGACGCGGACUCGACAGGAACGCCGAGGGCGAGUGGGUCCCAAUGGAGUACGUGAAAAUGGAGGCGGUGGAAGGUCGAGGCGCGCCUGGUGCUGGCCUGGGCCCCGCGGGCGGGCAGGGGGACUUCGGGGCGUGUUGGGUCGACGUGGGCGAGACGGGGUCUCGCUUCGAGGAGUGGCGUAAGGUGGCGCAAGAGAGUGCGCAGGUGUGCCGCAAGAUGUGCCGCAGCGGCGGCGCGCCGAAGAUUUGCUUCCAGGGGUGGUGCAAGGAGACGGGCAUCUUGCGGCGUGAUCGCGCCUACCACGAGGCGCAGACUCUGCCGGAGUGCCUGCGCCUCGCAGGCGCGAGCGAUCAGUUGAAGCUGGGGGCGCUCGCGUCGCUGGAGGUGGUCGCCGGGGGGUUGCCGCGUUGCACCGAGGCCUGCGCUCGCGGGGCGGACCGCGCCAACUGGGGCGCGGCGAAGAACCCGGCGGGAACGUCCAACUUGGACGUGGCGCCAGAGGCUCUUCGCAGCUACGCCAGCUGGCUCAGCAAGGAGGGGCGCGAGCUGGAAGCGCUGCGUGCCCGCGCCAAGGUGGCGGAGCUGGAGAUGCAGGAGACGGAGGCCGUGUCCGAGGGCAGCGCGGGGCUGCAGGGAUCUUCGUUCUUGCCUUUGGCCCCGCUGACCGAGCUGCCGGACUGCUGGUGCGAGGGCCCCGGCGCGGCGCGGCGCCGCCGAUGGCUUCGCGACGGCCGCGCAGCCUGCGAGAGUUUGAAUUGCCUGCGCGGAGGCGCCCAUCGGGCUGAUCGCUCGCCCCCGAGCCUGGUCAGCCAGCUCGAGAUGGACGCUGCAUGGGCGGACGUGCGGCGGCGCGUCUUCUCGGCGGCCCGCCGCUGGAUUGACGUCGACAGCGCCGUCGCGGAGGAGGAAGCAUUCGCCGGGCUUCUGAAGGGCAAGGCGGGAUGCGUUCCGCUUGGCUCAACCAGUAUGGGCUCCGACGAGCGCUCGCGGUUGAGCUUGCCAGACAGCGUCGUCGACGCGCCGAGCUCGGCCACCGCGCUGCCCGUGCAGGCGAGGCUCUACCUCCGGGAGCUCGCGCGCAGAAUGCUGCUGCCGCCUAAGGAAGCCGCACUAAUGCGAGGACUUGAUGGGGUUCCUGGCUGUCAUGUCGACCCUCUGCUGCAGCGGCCGCGGAGUUAUGGGAAGUUCGCGAG